Molecule: messenger RNA, 537 nt
Organism: Haemonchus placei
Lineage: Eukaryota; Metazoa; Nematoda; Chromadorea; Rhabditida; Trichostrongylidae
Source: the annotation of a GenBank genome assembly
AUGAUACUCAGGUUACUGCUUUACUUGGUACCGCUGUUUCGAAUGUCACUGCAGGAUCAAAAAGGCUGCAAUACUCGGGUGGAUAUUCUCGAUGGAGCCAAUCUUGUGGAGGCGGUAGCCAUCUAUUUGACGGAUACUACGAUGGCCAAAAAUGCAGCACAGUGUGCUACUCAUUGUCACCGGAAGAAAUGUGAUGUUGCUUACUUCAAUCGUCAAACAAGUAAAUGUCAGUUCACAUCGGAUACUAGUUCUUCCGCACCACUUCCUUGUAAAGACGUUUAUGCUGUCCAAAUAAAGGAAGGAAUAGCUGAGCUGGAUCAAGUUCAGAGAUUUUGCAUGCGAUGUGGAAGUAAUAAAAUCAACGGAGGUUCCUCGAUUGAUAAAAGGCACCCUCUCAAAUUUGUACAUUCUGCCAGAGGAGAAGGCCAAGCAAAGACGUUUCGAUUGGUAGACAAUGCCUCACAACGAUAUUUCCCUCGACGUCCUAACGACAUAGUUCGUCAAAAGGUUUGCUGUAAUUCGUUAAUCGCUGGAUGA